This is a messenger RNA of Wasmannia auropunctata (little fire ant), 2198 nucleotides long. RefSeq names its product NGFI-A-binding protein homolog (gene nab). Lineage: Eukaryota; Metazoa; Arthropoda; Insecta; Hymenoptera; Formicidae. The transcript has 11 exons. Gene Ontology annotation, molecular function: transcription factor binding; transcription coregulator activity. The record is from RefSeq and is a predicted model, not a curated record. Gene Ontology annotation, cellular component: nucleus. The coding region runs from base 1 to 1488 and encodes 495 amino acids. Gene Ontology annotation, biological process: negative regulation of DNA-templated transcription.
AUGAAUCACCUUAACGAAUGCGGUGUGCGAUUUCCAGUGGUGCAGACGUCCGUGCCGCAGAACGAGGCCGAGCUGCAGCUGUACAGAGUGAUGCAGCGCGCCUCGCUGCUGGGAUACUACGACACGCUCCUCGAAAUGGGAGGCGACGACGUGCAACAGCUGUGCGACGCGGGCGAGGAGGAGUUCCUGGAGAUCAUGGCGCUGGUGGGCAUGGCGAGCAAGCCGCUCCACGUCAGGAGGCUUCAGAAAGCCUUGCAGGAGUGGCUCACUAAUCCCUCGUUGUUUCAAACGCCCGCGUGCGCGAGCCCGCGGCCGCAGAUGCAGAGCCUGCCGACCGGCUUCGCCGCGACGUCGCAGACCUCCCUCACGCCGACGUCCUACGUGUCGACGACGCCCCACAUUCCACUGACGCCGCUGCCCUGCCGAAGCUCCAGCCCGGUCGUGCCGGUCACCAGCGUGUCGGCGUCGGCGUCCUCCACGACCUUCCGCCAGAGCCCGAGCCCGAACACGUCCUUACCUUACGCGACCACUCAUAGCCCCAAUGUGUUACAGGUAGGAACGUGCGAGUCUUCGUGCGGCAGCGGAACCACGCCGAGCCCGAGCGGCGGUGGCGGCGGCGGCGGCGGUGGUGCACCUGCGAGUCCGACACAGCCAACGCCGACCCUCCUGCAGUCACAGGUGCAGCGGCUCGCCGAGGCCGCGGAGAGGCUCGUCGCCACCAUAAGGCCCCUCGAUCCCAAACCCCACAACGUGAAGAAAAAACUCUGCAAGAAGCUGGAGAUGGUGAUGACGAUGCCCGACAGUGAUCCACGUAAGAUGGACGAGAUCCGGAAGUACGCGGCGAUUUACGGCAGAUUCGACUGCAAGAGGAAGCCGGAGAAGCCUCUCACGUUGCACGAGGUGUCGGUGAACGAGGCGGCGGCGCAGAUCUGCAGAUUCGUGCCUGCCCUCCUCACCAGGAGGGACGAGCUGUUCCCUUUGGCGCGUCGGGUCGUCCGUGACUCCGGCUACCACUACUCCAAAAGCCAAUACUUGUCGAUGUCGAGGCCGCGCGAGAACGGGGAGGAGACCGACGGCGAGCGCUCGAAACGCCGGAAGCUCGAGCUGGAGGGUGAGGUUGAGGUUGAGGACGCGACGCAGGAGGAGUUAGAUCUACGCUGUUCUGGAACGGAUAUUAACAAUUCCAUCACGAGAAGACACAGGUCGUCGAGUCCAGUCUGGAGGAAGAAGAGUAAUAACGGCAUAUUCAGCGCCAGCGUGGAGGAAAUCAGUGACUCGGACAGCCAGUUCUCUUUCUCUAACGAGGAAUCUUCGUCUAUGCACGACACAAACGAGGCGGAGGCUGAGAACACCGACAAGGAAGGCGACUUCAAUCUAAAGGUGAUAGCCUCGCGCGGGGACAACAUAAUCGCCGUGGCGAAUCCCGCGCUAAUGGAAUGCAGUCAUCCCAUAAAAGAGGAGCCCGCGGACGAGAAACCCACACUGUGAUAUUAUUACUUAGCGUUUACUGCCGCCACCGACGUCACGGCGACGUGUGAAUGAAGACGUACGCGGCCGUCCAUCGCCAUCGCCGGUCAAUCGCCGUUGGUCACCGAUCAUCGUCCGCGCGAACCACCCCAUCGUCCACACGUGUUACUUUACGGGGCGCGCGAUAGCCAGCAUUCGCGGUAGCGAUCGUUGGGAUAAUCGAUAACAUGUAUAACACCCGCUUGGCUUUUACACCUUUGGCUGGAGCGACCUUUAACCGUCUCUUCGCCGUCCGAACGAGGGACAUUUUUACGACGCUGCCCGUUAUCUAGUUCUAGCGAAAAUACGAGAAAAGUUCACGAGAGACACUUGUAUAGCGAUUAUACGACGAAUGGUCUCUAGAAGGCGAUAGAAAUGAAUAAAGAGUAAGCCGUUCAAAUCAAAAGAUCGUUGACUGAAGUAUGUAGCAUUAUAAAGUGUACAUUUUAAGCCAAUGUAAAUAUAGGUAAAUAUAUAAGGGUCCUCUUUUUUUACAUGCGCCGUUGCCGUGUAGCUUUAUUCGAAAGAUUCGGCGUCACCUCUCUCGCAGAGCGAUCAAUCGAUUCAUCUUUGUGUCCCCUCUGUAUACUUUUUUUUUCAUAGAACACUAACAUUGACGUUUAUUAUUUUGUUAAAUAAUUACUCCCUGUUGUUUUUCACAAAAGGUUAUAAAGGAGACGAACGAUUAUAAA